UGCCCACCCCCCUCGUGCCCGCAGCGCUGCGUGCGCCUCCCUUUCCCACCGUCCCUUUCGCCCCGCACCCUGUCGGAGACCGACGCUCCUCCCCUUCCUCCCCUCCCCCUCCCGCCACGCGCCUCGGCGUCGCCUCCACUCCCCUCGGCCGCCCCCUUCCGUGCGGAGGCGGCAACCUGUGACGCCCCGAGACCAAGCCGGCGCACCUGCUCCCACUGGAAAAGUAGCCGUUGCGGCGUCGCAUUUAUAGCGACCGCCAGGCGCCGCGAUGGCCGCGCCUCGGCGGUGAGGAGGACGAGCAGGAGCGCGCUCGGUGGUUGGUGGGGCGGAGAUGCCGCUGGUCAGGUUCGAGGUGCGGAAUGAGGUCGGGCUGGGCGACCCCGGGCUGUACGGCGGCGCGGGGGCAGGGAAGAGGGGCGCCGCCGCCGCCGGCGGGGAGCCCGAGCCCAAGGCGCUGCUCGAGGGCGUCGCCGUCGCGGGCCUCGUCGGGAUCCUGCGCCAGCUCGGAGAUCUCGCGGAAUUCGCGGCAGAUGUUUUUCAUGACCUACAUGAGCAAGUUAUAACUACAUCGGCCAGGGGGCGUAAGGUGCUGACCCGAGUACAGAACAUUGAAGCAGCACUUCCAUCUCUUGAAAAAGCUGUGAAGAAUCAGAAGAGCCAUAUACAUUUUGCUUAUGUACCAGGCUCUGACUGGCACACACAACUUCAAAAUGAGCAAAAUCAUCUCCUAUCCAGUGAUUUGCCUCGGUUUAUGAUGGAUUCCUAUGAAGAAUGCCGAGACCCACCACGACUUUACCUUCUUGACAAAUUUGACAAUGCUGGUGCUGGGGCUUGUUUGAAGAGAUAUUCUGAUCCAUCAUACUUCAAGAAAUCAUGGGAUGUGAUGAGAGCAGACAAGACUUCACAUCUCCAAAAAGAAAGGAGAUCUCAUAAAAUUAAGAGAAAAGGAUCACGCCUAAAAGAACCAUACCAUGGACAAGUCACAUCCAGGCAUAGGAAUGGUGAAUUGCAGCGAGCACUCACUGCUGUUCAACUUACCAGCAGCAGGCAGUGUGCAUCUCCCAGCAUGGAUGGCCGGAGUUUCUCAGAGCAUAGAUCUACAUCUGAUGCAAGAUCCAACCCUGACAAUAUAAGCAGAUCUUCUUCAUUUAGUUCAAAGGCACGACUGAGUUUUGCAGAACAAGCUUCAGAUACAAAGCCUUCUGUAGUUCCUCAUGAUAAUGGUCAUGACAAGCUGUCAAAUAUUAAUACACACAAGCUUAAUGAUGCCUCUUCCCCCAUCUUGCUUAGCGGGACCAGGGCAGAUGAUCUGGAUGAUGAUUCGAAGCAAGGUUCCCUCUCAGAUGAGAUGAAUGCUAAUUCACCAUCUGUUGAAUGGCAUGAAAAGACUGCAAUUGUCAUGACUACAAGUUCUGUCUACUGUGACGAUGUCGUCAUGGAUAGGGCUGAAAAUGCAGAAACUAAACCUAUUAAGCCUGUGCAGCGAGAAGUUGAUCACAGGGAGAUGGAGACCUUGGAGCAGCAAGGGGCCUUACUUCAGAAGGCGAAGUUGUUAUUACUGUCUUCAGGCUUAAACCCCCGUGAUGAAGUCCCCAGUGAAACAGACAACUAUAUGGAUGCACUUAACACACUUGAAUCUGAGACAGACACUGAGGCUGACUUUCAAACUAAAAAACGAGGGAAGCCAGUACAUUCCUUCAAUGCUCAUGGACCUCAAAUAGAGUCGGCAGAUAACAUCGUUGCACAGCUUCCUGAUUCUUCUCCCGCUGAAUUUCCUGAUACAAGUCCAAAUUACAGAAUGUUACAUACUUUUGAAAGAACUGCCGAUUUCCCCAGUUUGUCAAGUGCAGAUGCUCCGGAUAUUUCACAGCAUGCAUUGUCUGGUUAUACAGAUAUACAUCCUAAUGAAUGGUCAUCUGUUACCACCAUCCCUGAGAAUAAUGCAAAUGAUGCUGCCGGAGACCCCACUGAAAUUUCAGAACCGGCAUUGCAAGCAUAUACAGCUACACCACCCAAUCAGAGCCCCCCUCAUGCAAAUGAGAUUCCUGAGAGUAAGGCAGAAGUUAAUCCCAGAGAUUCUCCUGAGAUAUCAAAACCAGGGCUGUCAACCUAUGCAGUUUUUCCUCCCAAUAAAGAAUCUGUUGUCAAUCAGAUCCCUGAGAGUAAUGUAGAAGAUGCGUCAGAAGAUGGUACCAAUGAAAGCACUAGUUGUCUUGUACCGGAACCUGCCAUUUCCUUUGCUCCAGCUAGCGAGGCAUCUCCUGCAAAAAUCUUAACUGGUGAUACCACUGGUAACUCUCUAAUUCCUGAAAGGGGUCCUCAGGAUUAUCCUGGAGAAAAUCAUCAGGAAUUUGGUGGCUGUGGCAUGGCUGAAGUGUCUAAUUCACAGACCAUGCCUUUGAAUGAGUCAUCAGGGAAUGGAUCUGCAACCCAACACCUUCCCACACAUGCUCCUACUAGUUCUGUAGAAUUAUCUUCUGUUAAGCUCUGGACAAAUGCUGGGCUCUUCGGACUUGAACCGUCUAAACCUCCAAUUGGCAUAUAUCCUGGUUCUGCAAGCCAAAGCUACCCAGAGACUAAUCAAUCAGCCAUAAGAGCACCUGAUGCAGUUUAUAGUCAAACAGACCGGCCCUCAGAUUCUUCCACAUAUUUUGAGCACAGGGAGCACAACAAUUUGAAUGGCAAGCAAGCUUCAAUAAGUGAGCUCCUAGAAUCUGAAGGUCAUGCUGAAAAUGGUGCUGAAACAUACUCUGCCACUGACUUGGCUGGAAGGAAUAACUUGCACGUGGUGUCUGCGUCAAGCUUGAGUAUUCUAUAG
Triticum urartu is the source of this 2818-nucleotide messenger RNA. NCBI's taxonomy places the organism in Eukaryota, Viridiplantae, Streptophyta, Magnoliopsida, Poales, Poaceae. The record is from RefSeq and is a predicted model, not a curated record.